Messenger RNA from Leucoraja erinaceus (little skate), 4160 nucleotides. Its product is annotated as spermatogenesis-associated serine-rich protein 2-like. Bases 349 to 2013 code for a protein of 554 amino acids. Gene Ontology annotation, molecular function: protein binding. NCBI's taxonomy places the organism in Eukaryota, Metazoa, Chordata, Chondrichthyes, Rajiformes, Rajidae. The transcript has 13 exons. The record is from RefSeq and is a predicted model, not a curated record. Gene Ontology annotation, cellular component: cytoplasm.
UCCUUGUUGCGAGCUCUUUGGUUGCGAGUCCCAUUCUGAGAAGUGGCUCUGGUGGUACCGGUUGUCCUGAGGGAGGAGGUUCACGCCUUUUGGACUCCAGAAUUAAAGAAAUCACUUAAUACAAAUCUUCUUUAGCCUCAACAAUUGAGAGAGAGAAGAAGGAAAAAAAAAUCACCAGUUGGGUGGCGUUUCCAAGACGUCCCAGAAACGCCGCGGAGAGUGAAGAGAUAUUUUGACGGAAGCUGUAUCUUCUGCUUGGAAGACUUGGCAAGGGUGCUUGCUGAGCUCUCGCUUUAAUUAGUCAAAUUCGUUGACUACCUACCUACUUUAAAGAAACAACAAACGGAGAUGGCUAAAAAGCAAAAUCAAAAAGAUCCCACUGGAGUUGUGUUUGACACGCGAUCCAAAGCUGUGAUGGCCCAGGGAGGAUCCAAUGACAAUAUAAAAGAAAAGAUUACUGCCGUUCGUGCAAUAGUUCCUAACAGGAGUAACAAUGAGAUCAUCCUAGUGUUGCAACAUUAUGACAAUUGUGUAGACAAGGCCGUACAAGCUUUUAUGGAAGGUUCUGCCACAGAGAUACUAAAAGAAUGGAGCGUAACAGGAAAAAAGAAGCCCAAGAAGAAGAAGAUUAAACCAAAGCCAAAAGUUGAAGCAGAACCAGAGCAAUUGCUGUCAGAAAAAAGUACAGCUAAUGGCGGUGAACUGUCCGCAGCUUCUUCUGAGAAGGAGGAAAUAAACGGUUAUCACCUCAAUGGGUCUGUAAACGACGAUGAGUCGGUGGAUUCUCUCACUGAACACCUGGAGACCCUUUCCGUGGAUGCCCAAGAGCUGGAAGAUUCCGAAUCAUUGACUCCUGAAAUAGAUGAACCUGCAGUAGAAAAUGAAAAGUGUAAAUCUGAAUCCAAGCACCAGCCUAGUCAACAAUUCCACCAUAGUGCCCAUUCUUCAAGAAUACAGCAACAAAGACAUGCAGCCAAGCCCAGAUCACGAGCUUCUUCGGGUUCACAGUCCUCUGCCUCUCUUUCCUUAGUCAUGCCAGAUGAUGGUGCAUUUGUUUCAUCUAAAAAUAAAAAAAUAGGUACUAACAUAGAAAAGUCGGCAAAAGACUUGCAGCGAUGUACUGUGUCUCUAGCCAGAUAUCGGCCACUUAUUAAGGAGGAAAUGGACGUUUCUAUAAAGAAGAUGAAGGUGGCAUUUGCUGAAAUACAGAACUGUUUUAUGGACAGGGAGGUGGCGCUUUUGGGAGAAAUGGACAAAGUCAAAGCAGCAGCAUUUGAAAUUCUGGACAGCCGCCAGAAGAAAGCUGAAACAUUGAAGAGAAUGACAGACAAUGCCGUCCGUAUGUCGGAGGAACAACUAGUGGAGCUUCGAGCUGAUAUUAAGCACUUUGUUAGUGAACGGAAAUAUGAUGAAGACCUGGGCCGAUGCGCACAGUUUACCUGUGAUGUGGAAGAACUGAAAGCGAGUAUCCAAGCCUUUGGACAAGUGUCUCAUCCCAGGAACAAUUACUCUGCCAGAUCAAGGUGUGGCUCUGUGUCAUCCAUGUCGGUGACAACCCGGAGCGAUGCAUCAGCACCAACUACUCCUGACUGUGCAACAGACCCUUCCUUUACUAAGCCAGGGAAGAAGAGCCAGUCUUCAGGAGAUGUUUCCACUGCCACAACAAACUAUGGAAACCGAACUUUCCAAUCAAACCGAUCGGUGCCCCAAGGUAACAGGAGAUCUGGUUACCGAUCUCGAGAGAAUGGGAUAAGUGGCCAAAGCCAUUUUGGAAGAAAUGAUGAUAGGAAUCGGUACCGCAAUGGACCCAGGAAUUACUCCAAAACUCCCAGCAACCCUCAUCCCACACCUCAGAGCUUCACCACCGAGAAGACCCAAGUGCAUUCUACUGCUCCCAAUGGCACAGCUACAGCUUCUGCCUCCAGGCAGCCCUCUUUACUUUCUGCUCCUGCCAAUGCCCUUCCUCAACGUAGGCCAAGAUCAGAUGGAAAUGAAGCUCCUGUCAACUCCUGAAAAAUUCCGACAUCCAGCAACAACAACGCCAUCCAGCUAGAUGUGAUUAAGCCCCAAAAUGAGUUUACAUUCACUUUGUUUUUGUCAUCUUUGAUUUGUCUAAUGACUUUUUUUUUUAAUUUCUGGAUUAACCUUUCCAAAUGUUCUUUUUUUUUUUAAUUGAUAGUGUCUCUAUGUUGUUAAUCUCUUCUGGAAGAGGGAGCAGCACUUAGCUGUACCCAAGAUACGUUCUUUAAACGUUGUUGCUUAAUCUGUCAUGGCUAAAUCAGUUAGCAGAAAUCACUAUGCACCUCUCUGUUCAGAAUGAAAGUGCCUUGGAUCUUUAAUAUGUCACAACCACUUAGUUUUUUUUAGACUACACUUAGAAAAUAAAACAAGGGACCAAAGAACUUCAAACUUUGCUGCCAUUAGGUCUACUAGAGAUUGUUGAUGAAUUGUAGCAGGGCACGUGAUUGUUUUAUCUGAAUUUUUGAUAAUGGCUGUGUAUUUGGAUAGAACCGUUUAGUGAACAUUUUCAACUGUGUAUUUUAUGUGCUGGGGCCAACAUGCCACAGGAUACCAGAUCAACAUUGCUUCCUCUUCACAUCAGGAUUCACUCUUGACUGCAGACAGAUGUAAACUCAUUUCCAUUCACAGUGACGUUGUAGUCUAAAGCUGAAUUCUGAGCCAUGAAGCAGAGUGUGGCACAAUGAGGGAACUUCCACCUUUUGGGGGCAGUUCCAGCCAUGACUUCAAAUUAUUAUCCUGCUAGUGUGGUGUAGAUGUGAAGCCAAACAUACUUUCCACUGCUAUUGAAAAUGUGUGAACACAUAAGAAUGAUAGAAAGUUUUAGUUGUAUCUGUGCUGUUGAAUUAACUUGUAUUGGCUGCAUGGUGUUUCUGUAUAGGAAUAGACAUUCACUUGGCUCUGAAUAGAGUAAACUCACUUUUGCCACUGUGCAUCUGAAGUGAUCCACAAUUUCCUUCUAAAGUGUACUGUCAAGGUAGCAGGAGUGUGUGGUGCUGCUCAAUGUUUAACACACAACCUUUGGAGAAUAAUCUGCUGCAGGUCUCAACAUGCCCUUGAUCCACUAAGUCCCAGGUGAGAGGGGAAUCUGAUCACAGGUGACAUCAUCUCUACAGAAGUUUAAAUUCCAAACUCUAUUACCCAAAAAGAACAAAUUGGAAAAAUCUGUUAGCAACCUUGUGAAUGGAUGGACUUGGAGCAUACACUAAUCAUAUUUCAUCUGUAGAAUUUUUGUUCUGCUUAAAAAAAAAACUUAAAAAAAACCCCCUAUUUUCCCAAACAGGUGAAUUCUGGCUUGAUCACUAUGAUCUGCUUCAUUUUAUUCAUGAAUGGCGAUUAGGACUGUGCCCAUUGUAUGCCUGUAAUGCUGAUUCUCUAAUUGAAGUUGUAAAAUGAAGUGCACAGAUCAACUAGAGCCUUUUAAAUCAAGAACUAUGUUAAAAUGCAGUAUCUUCCAAAUUGAGUUGGUGUCUUUUUUUUGUUUCUUCAGACUAGUGAUGCUGAUUUUUGAAUAUUGACAGUUUUUAUGUUUUCAAAUUUAGUUUGUAUCAAAUGCUCCCAGCCUUUGCUUGUAUACUUUUCUGUUGUUAUGAUCAUUACAAAAAAAUGAUGAGAGGCUAGACAGCCUUUCAGGGUCAUAGAUAAACCACUUAGAUUACUCCUUAAGCCUUGGUGCCAAACCCCAUAUCCCUUUCAUUCUCCAAAGAAUCAAGUAUCAUUUAUUUUGCUGAAGAUUUCAUCCAUGUUCACUUUUAGUGCCCUGGGUGGAAGCUAUUGUGAAGUGUGAAUCAGCUCGCUGAAGUGUGAUUAUUGUGAUUAACCCCUCCAUUUGAUGUUGAGGCAAGGGAUCAUGUCACAGAUUCAAUGGGAACAUUUUGUUUCUGGUAUUUCAGCAAUGUAAUGUUGUUGGCCCAGGACCUGACCAAUAAUUGAAAGAUAAGUUGGUGCUUAGUGGGAAUAAUUAAAAUGAAACUGAUUCCAAUUUGCAUGUUUGAAUUUGAAUCUUCCAAUUGAUGGCAUGCUGGUACAUUAUGGCUGCAUUUCAGGCAGCAGAAUUGCUGCUCCCUCUUAGUGCCAGUCUCUUUUUGACAUAUGUCAUGUAUUUAAAAUUUAGUUGAUGAAUAAAGAAGCUGUAUUCUAAA